AUGAUGGAGCCACUAGUGGAUCUUGAGUUAACCGCUGCCAUCGAGGCCUCUCGCCAAGACAUGUCUCGACAGCAGAACAGACAUCCCUCAUCUCAGGCGUCCCAGGAUAACUUUGUGGAUCUUACGAAUGACUCGGGUAGUGACUCAGACAUUGAAGAAGUAUUCCCCAAAUCAAAGUCUGUGGUCAGUUCUGAGUCAGAAGAUGAUGAGCAGCUGCAACGUGCUCUUGCUAUGUCCAUGGAGCCUAACGAGGAGACCAAAGCCCCUGAGGAUCCACAGCCUAUCAAACAUGCAACUGCCCCGCAUGAGGUCUCCGUACCAUCGGCGGUUUCACUUUUGAGCAUGAACCGGAAGCAGAUGGAGGAGGAGCGUCUUGCACGUCUCGCCAAGCGCAAGGCGGACGACACCUCCUCUCCUCCAACAGCUCAAGUCAGCCGGAAGAUUCCCAGGACCCAUCCCUUGCCAGAGCGUCACCCUAUCAACGCGCGCGGUCCGUUCCAAUCUGGCCCCCAAGCGAGUACGGCUCGAGUGCGAUCUCGCACCGAAGUCUGCCGCCAGUUUGCAUCAAAUGCCACAAAUAUCAACAUCCAACCGACUUCCCGUUCAGUGGCCCAAUGGCCUCUUGGGGCUGUGAAGAAAACGCACAUCACCGGCUUCCCUCGCACUGGAAGCGAAAUCACGAUUGAAGAAGUCAUCCAGCGAGAUGACUUGGAGUUGGGCGUAUUUAGCUCGUUCCUGUGGGACAUGCCGUGGCUUUAUUCCAAGUUUAACAACUCAUACACACGAAUCAUAUUUGUCAUGCAAGCAACUGACGAAGAAACGCGAGAGCAAUAUCGCCAAGACGUUAGCAACAUGCCCAAUUUUCGCUUGUGUUUCCCACCCAUGGAGCCUCAAGUAUUCUGCAUGCAUUCUAAGCUGCUUCUGAUGUUUCACCCUGGAUAUCUUCGCAUCGCAGUCCCCUCCGCCAAUCUCACUCCUACCGACUGGGGAGAGGAUAGGCUUAUGGAAAACACUGUAUUCCUUAUUGAUCUUCCCAGACUCGAAGUUCCUGAUGAUGGCAAGACCCCAUUCUACAAAGAACUAGUCUACUUCCUCCAGGCAUCCGACCUCCACCGCAACAUCAUCAAGAAGCUAGACGAGUUUGACUUCAGCGAGACGAAGCGGUACGCAUUCGUUCAUACAGUUGGCGGAACAAACACCGAUGGCAAUUGGCAACGCACCGGAUUCAGCGGCUUGGGUCGUGCUAUCAAGACUCUCGGCCUAGAGACAAACGCACCUAUUAACGUCGACUAUAUCGCCUCAUCGCUGGGAAAUCUCAACGCUCCAUUCCUGCGCUCCAUCUACCUCGCUUGCAAAGGUGACAAUGCUCUAUUGGAUUACGAGCUUCGAACCGCGAAUAAGAAAAAGGAACCCCCCGCAGAAGUAAUAGCGCAUAACCAAGAAUGUCUCGACCACUUUCGCAUUUACUUCCCAUCAGACGAGACCGCGCGAGAUGUGCACCCCAAUGCUAAAAACGCCAUUGGCACAAUAUGCUUCAAUCCAGCCUGGUGGUCGGGUACCAAUUUCCCGCGUGACACGCUUAGAGACUGUGUCAGUGAGCGUGGAGUCUUCAUGCAUAACAAGCUUGCCUUCGUCCAUCCUUCCACCCCGAUCGAUAUGCCCGAUAACAAGGAAUGCCAUGGGUGGGCUUACGUGGGGAGUGCUAAUUUGUCAGAGAGUGCAUGGGGCCGUAUCGUCAAGGAUCCCAAGACGAAAAAGCUCAAGAUGAAUUGUCGGAACUGGGAAUGCGGAGUCGUUGUACCUAUCAUCAGGGAGAAGAAGACUGAGGAGAAAGGUAAGGGACCAGGAACGCAUGGCAUUAUCCCUCCCGCUCCUCUUCCAGUCGAUGUCUUCAGGGAUACCGUUCCUGUCCCGAUGAGAGUGCCCGCUGUCCCGUUGUCGGAGCACCGGAGGCCUUUCUUCUUUGGGGUUUGA
This is a messenger RNA of Penicillium egyptiacum, 1974 nucleotides long. The record is from the annotation of a GenBank genome assembly. Lineage: Eukaryota; Fungi; Ascomycota; Eurotiomycetes; Eurotiales; Aspergillaceae.